Molecule: messenger RNA, 3018 nt
Organism: Protopterus annectens (West African lungfish)
Lineage: Eukaryota; Metazoa; Chordata; Ceratodontiformes; Protopteridae
Gene: GCLC
Product: glutamate-cysteine ligase catalytic subunit
Biological process (GO): glutathione biosynthetic process
Cellular component (GO): glutamate-cysteine ligase complex
Molecular function (GO): glutamate-cysteine ligase activity
Source: RefSeq, a predicted model, not a curated record
GCCCCCUCGAGUCACGUGAUUCAGCAGUGGGCCAGCUACAGUAAUUGGUGUUACAAAACCAUUAGUUGAGUUGCUACUAUUCUGUUUUGCAAAUAGUUAAGCUGCUUGUAACAGCUGAAGCUGUAUGGAAGAUAGGGGUCCAGUAGAUGAAAAUCCAUUCAUUGUUUUGAGCGUCUUGUACUGAUUUGUAUGAGAAGCUGGAGGUUAACGUGGAGGGAUAUAGUAUCAGUGCUGCUGAGCGCAUCUAGCACGUUGACCUAUUCGAUGCUUAUUUUCUGGUGCAACCUGUCAGUAUUUUAAAGUGCAGAGCGCAUCUUGGUCAGUAGGCGACUUUCAGUUUCUGACCGGCAGUUAAGGAUAGCGACGGUAGAAUAUCCCGGUAGUACAUCUUCUGUGAAUUUGGGGGUGGUCCAAGGCUGAAAAGGCUCGAGUUUAGUGUCUCAGGACAUCGGCCAAACAUCACAAGCCCAUACCUGUCAGACUCCCCAUUUGUCUUUUGCUAUGGGUUUGCUAUCCCAGGGCUCGCCUCUGUCUUGGGAAGAAACUAAACAAUAUGCUGACCAUGUAAGGAAACACGGCAUCCAGCAGUUUCUCAACAUCUACAACAAAGUAAAGGACAGGCAAAAGGAUGUGUUGAAAUGGGGCGACGAGGUGGAAUACAUGCUACUAUCCUUUGAUCACAAGAAGCAGAAAGUGCAGCUUCUGCUUAAUGGAAGUGAAAUACUCCAAACUCUUCAGGACAGAGGGGAGCAUAUAAACCCAAACCAUCCAACACUAUGGAGACCAGAGUAUGGCAGCUAUAUGAUUGAAGGUACACCUGGACAGCCUUAUGGAGGAAUGAUGUCUGAUUUUAACACAGUGGAAGAUAACAUGGGGAAACGUCGUCAGGAAGUCUCUCUUAUACUAAAAGAAAAUCAGUCCUUAGCUUCUAUAACUUCAUUCCCAAGGUUAGGAUGUCCUGGUUUUACACUACCCGAGUAUGAACCUACCCCUGUGGAUGAACGAGCAUCAAAGUCUCUCUUCUUUCCAGACGAGGCGAUAAACCAUCAUCCAAGAUUUAGCACUUUGACAAGGAAUAUUCGCCACCGUAGGGGUGAAAAAGUUGUCAUCAAUGUACCUAUAUUUAGUGAUAAGAACACACCCUCGCCAUUUGUGGAAACAUUCCAAAAUGAUGACGGAGAAGCAACAAGAGCAGCUAAACCUGAUCAUAUUUAUAUGGACGCCAUGGGGUUUGGGAUGGGCAACUGCUGUCUUCAGGUAACAUUCCAGGCUUGCAGCAUUUCUGAAGCCAGGUGCCUUUAUGACCAGUUAGCUACAAUUUGCCCGAUUGUGAUGGCCUUAAGUGCUGCAUCUCCAUUUUACAGAGGGUACGUAUCUAAUAUAGAUUGUCGGUGGGGAGUUAUUGCUGCUUCUGUCGAUGAUCGUACUAGAGAAGAAAGGGGCUUAGAGCCUUUAAAGAACAACAAAUACAGAAUCAGUAAAUCCAGAUACGAUUCCAUUGACAGUUAUUUGUCUAAAUGUGGAGAGAAAUAUAGUGACCUUCCUUUAACUAUAGAUAAAGACAUAUAUUCUUUGCUAAUUAAAGAAGGUAUUGAUCAUCUGUUGGCACAGCAUAUCGCUCACCUUUUUAUUCGGGACCCAUUGACACUUUAUGAAGAGAAGAUACACCUAGAUGACACUAAAGAAUCUGACCACUUUGAGAAUAUUCAGUCUACAAACUGGCAGACUAUGAGGUUUAAGCCACCACCCCCAAAUUCUGACAUUGGAUGGAGGGUAGAGUUUCGACCAAUGGAGGUUGAUGAGAAUUUAAAAGUCGCCCAGAAGCGAGAUGCAGUGCGUCAGGGGAUGUUUUACUUCAGAAAAGAUAUUUACAGAGCUGGCAGUCCAGUAGUAGAUGGCUGCUGCACCACAGCUCAGAAUGGCAUUGAGACAGAUGCAGAAGAAUAUACUUUGAUGAGCAUCGACGCAAUUAUUAAUGGAAAGGAAGGGGUUUUCCCUGGUUUAAUCCCAACCUUGAACAAUUAUCUUGCUAAUAUGGAAGUAGACGUGGACACAAGGUGUACCAUCUUAAACUACCUAAAGCUAAUAAAAAAACGUGCUUCAGGAGAAUUGAUGACUAUGGCACGUUGGAUGAGAGAAUAUGUUGCACAGCAUCCUGACUACAAGCAGGACAGUGUAAUCACUGAAAAAAUUAAUUAUGACCUUCUUACAAAAUGUGAUCAAAUAUCAAAGGGUUUCUGUAAAUGCCCGGAGCUGAUUGGCGAACCAGUUACAUCAAAAACAUCAGCAAAACGUCCACAGGAAUAAGGCAUGACUAGCAGUCAGGCUACCUCUUAACAAAUACGUCAAAUGUUAAUAGUAUGUCGCUGUUUGCUGUAGAUGUCUCAAGCCUUUGCAUGUUAUUAAAAUAAAUAAAUAAUAUUAAGUUAGUUCCAGAACUCUGAAUAUGCUCAUUUGUUUUAAUUUCUUUUAUUGUUAAAUAAUAUUUCUAUGUGUAUAUAAGCUAAUAUUUUUAUGAUUAACAGUGUAUUUUUAAUAACAAUGUAUCUAAAAUGUGACAAUAUGUGUACAUAAUUUUAUAUUCAGAUAUUAAGGAAUGUUUACCAUUGAGUAGUGAGGAAGUCCUUGUUCUUUUGGUAAAGUCGCUUAUUCCUGAAACGUUUACUGUAUACAGUACUUGAUUUCUCAAGUGCUUUUGGUAAUUAAUGCACUGUACUUUUCUUGUAAUUAAUGCCUGUCAGUUGUGGAUUCCAUUUAACAUAGUGCUACAAGACAUUAUUUUUACAAUUUCUAAACUGUACCUGGAACUAAUUGUACAAGUAUUUAAACACUGUAGUGACAUAGCAGUAACACUGAAUAAACUACAGUGCUAAUGAUAAUAACACUGCAAUUUAGCCUUGUUUAAAAGCCUGCAGUUUCUAAAAUGUACAUUGCAGUUUUUGGCCAUGUCAAAAAUUGAUGCAGUGUUUGCAGUGUAUGGAAUGACUGUAUUAGAAUAAAAGGUAAAAAACUUGAAAA